This is a messenger RNA of Scaptodrosophila lebanonensis, 2016 nucleotides long. Its product is annotated as calcineurin subunit B type 1. Bases 205 to 717 code for a protein of 170 amino acids. The record is from RefSeq and is a predicted model, not a curated record. The transcript is spliced from 3 exons. Gene Ontology annotation, molecular function: calcium-dependent protein serine/threonine phosphatase regulator activity; calcium ion binding. Lineage: Eukaryota; Metazoa; Arthropoda; Insecta; Diptera; Drosophilidae.
UUUGCAGCCGAGCGAGUACAUAGAGCGCAAGUUGCCAUCAAAUUUGGGGCAGUACAUACAUAUACUACGAGUAUAUAAUUCGUACCAUUUGACGAGGCAACUGAGAAUGAGCGCCUAGGCAGUCGUCCAGCUGAUUUUUCCCGGAGAAACUGCAUUUACAUACAUAUAUAUACAUAUAAAUUAAAACGCCAAAAGAGGAUCAAAAUGGGAAAUGAAACCUCGCUGCCCAUGGACAUGUGCUCCAAUUUUGAUGCGGACGAGAUACGUCGUUUGGGUAAACGUUUUCGCAAACUGGAUCUGGACAAUUCGGGAGCACUGAGCAUAGAUGAGUUUAUGUCGCUCCCCGAACUUCAGCAGAAUCCGCUGGUGCAGCGGGUAAUCGAUAUUUUCGAUGCGGAUGGCAAUGGGGAGGUCGACUUCAAGGAAUUCAUUCAGGGCGUCUCACAGUUCAGUGUUCGUGGUGAUAAGCUCUCGAAGUUGCGGUUUGCCUUCCGAAUAUACGAUAUGGACAAUGAUGGGUAUAUAUCCAAUGGCGAGCUCUUCCAGGUGCUCAAAAUGAUGGUCGGCAACAAUCUAAAGGAUACACAAUUGCAACAGAUUGUCGAUAAAACAAUUUGUUUUGCCGAUAAGGACGAGGAUGGUAAAAUAUCGUUUGAUGAGUUCUGUUCGGUAGUUGGCAAUACGGAUAUUCAUAAAAAAAUGGUCGUGGAUGUUUAAGCGGGCGGUCGGUCGGACGGACGGACGGUUUGGCACGAUGCGGGUUGGACGAUGAGAAAAACACAAUUGGGUAUACUUACAAGCGCUUGUAUGUAUGCCUGAACCUACAAUGUACUUUAGUCUACACAUUCAAAUUAAUGUACGAGUAUGCAUGUGCAAAAUUCAUUCAAAUAUCUAUAUCUAUGUAUGGCUUCUAGUGACUUGACUUUAUGGCCAAAAUUUCAAUUCAAAUUUUUCAACUCAUAAAGCAUUGUUACAUUUUUGUAUACUUAUAUACUAUACGUACAGUACUCGGAUUGUUUUGAAAUCGUGUCACACACGAAACCACCGCAAUCGGACCAUGUAGAUGCUAUAUAGAUACCAUAUCCACAUGCCUUAUACAUACAGGUGUGGUUAUGCUCAAAUUAAUCCUCCAAUUAGUGGUACAUACAUAAAAGGUAUGCAUGUACUCUAUAUGUGUGAAAUUAAUGCUCUUAUAAGUUUUUUUUUUCUAUGCAGUACAACUUCUAUAUAAUUUGAAACAUUGCUUUCGGCAAAAACAAUCUCGAUUUUGUCUAUAAGAUAGUUAUAAACUUGAAAGGUUAGCCGAAAGAUAGACUUUCGAGUCAAGGAAUAAUUUCGACUCUUAAAAAGGAACUCAAGCCGAGUUCGAGUUUAAAAUGUUCGGGUAUUUUUAAAACUAUCUCGAUAGGAUCAAGAGUAUAUUGUGUAUGUAACUAAAGACACAUUCGAAAAUCGCGAAAAUUGGAUAUAAAAUAUGACUCCAGUGUAUUUAUAGGUAGUAAGUAUGUAUGUUCAAGAAAAGGAUGUCAAAAGAAAUACUAUGGGCAAGAUUAAUUAAAUUUAAGGAAUCACCUAAAUAGAAUCGUUUAACAUAAUGUCGUACACUGAAUAAAUUAACUAAAAUUAAUAUCGAAAUUGAAAAUAUAUAAGAUACAAUUUUUUUUCCACUCCUAAUCAUAUGAUUGAUGAUGAAUGUGAAAUUAUUUUGGGAGUUUUUCGUAUGUUCCUACUAUGUACUUACUAUAUAUAUGUAUAUGGAAUACAGAUGGCGAUGCAGCACGCCUUUUUAACAUUGAAAUUCUCUAUGUUCAGUACUAACUACAAUAUGUGUAACAAUUUUAAGCGAUAUUUUAUUGAUAUGUUAAAACUGAACUAUUUUUGACUAAAUUUUGACUAGUGUUGAUUGUAUUGUCUUUGUGUGUAUUUUAAUGUGUAUUUCAACCUAAUUUAAAUUACCUAUAAGAAAUGUAAAUUAUUAUCAAGAGAUGUUUAUUAAAAACCGAAAAGAUAACCACA